AUGUUAGAACAACAAUUAGAACCAACAAAUGAACGUUAUAUAUCAGCAUUUAUUGUAGAUAUAGAAAUAAGCAAGGUUAACAAACAUUUACACUUCCCAAAUAUAACUAAGAAAGAUAAUAAAGGUAAUCAUAAUGUUAAUGAAUUUUGUACAAUGAGAGUAGAUAAUGUUAUGCUUGAAAACAUGAUUAAAUUUCAACAAAUAGAGUUUAAUAUUAUUAGAGGAUAUUAUUGGACUGGAUGUAAAUCUAAUAUGUUUAGUAACGAGAUUGAAAAGAUAUACAAUUUAAGAUAUCAACUUAAAAAGAAGGUAAUCCAUUACAAAACAAUUAUAAAUUAUUGA
Messenger RNA from Entamoeba invadens IP1, 342 nucleotides. RefSeq lists its product as hypothetical. The transcript has a single exon. The record is from RefSeq and is a predicted model, not a curated record. NCBI's taxonomy places the organism in Eukaryota, Evosea, Mastigamoebida, Endamoebidae. The coding region runs from base 1 to 342 and encodes 113 amino acids.